AUGAAGGACCCAAGCAGAAGAUCUUCCAUUCUUCCCAAAGAGAAAGGCAAAAAGGUCUUUAGUACAAGAUUUUCCUUGCCAUCAUUUGUGAAGCAUGUAAAUAAGUUGGCGCAGUGUCAAAAGGAAGCAUUAAAUAGGAUUGGUUUCGGCUAUUUGCUUCUGAUUCCAAAUCAACUGCUCUGCAAAAACAUGCUAGUGGAAUUGAUGGAUAAAUGGAAUCCCAAGAAAUGCGCAUUCACACUUCCUCCUGGGGAGAUCACAAUCACUCUUUUAGAUGCUGCGUUGAUUCUUGGGCUUCCCGUGACAGGUAAUCCUGUUAUUUUAAGAGAAGAUGUCCCAUUUUCAGAUUUAGAGAGAGAAUAUGGUGCUGUCUUAUGGAACAGAAAAAUAACAGUAGCAGCACUUGAAGAGCGACUCAAGUCUUAUGGGGAGGCAGACGACGAAGAUUUUACAAGGACAUUUUUGUUAUUCACGUUUGGAACUUUACUUUUCCCGAAUUCAAAUGGAAAGGUUGAUUCCCGCUUUCUUUCUCUUCUCCAAGACCUUAGUAAAGUGAGUCAAUUUGCCUGGGGAGCAGCUGUUCUCGAAGAUCUAUUUAAUUGGUUGUGCAAAAGAAAAGAAAAGAAUGUUCAGUACGUUGGAGGCUGUCUUAUUUUACUUCAAAUAUGGUUGUACGAGCAUGUCCACGUUGCUUGUCCAAAAUCGUUGGAUAACACACUGAGAUUUCCCCGCGUUUGCCGGUGGGGAAAUAGUAGGUCUCAUCUUGGACAUCGUUUGAAACUUAAAGAGCUGGAUGCUAAUCAGAUAUCUUGGAAACUUGAAUUGACUGCGGAGGAGUCAGAAAUUGAAAUAAUCAAAGAGCUUUUGGCGGCGCAAAGCGAAAGAAUUGCACAUCAUGUGGAUCUAAGCUGUUCCUCUGAUGAUUCACUUAGUAGUGGCAGUGACAUGGUGAUCAAUUAUAGAAGUUCUGAACGAAAGGCAAUUAGCAACGGUGAAUCUGAGGUAGAGAUAGUUGAAGUUUGUGAGCCCAUGGAAAGGUUUUCUAAUCAAUUAUCAAUAGUCUCGACAGACGAUAUUGAUUCCCCACCUACAUCUUGUCACGUCCUAAAUGAUCGAAAAGAGCAGAUAGAGCACUCUCAUGCAUUACCAAGCAGUUGUACAUUCAUCGUAGUCAGUGAUGACGAUGAGGACGAUUUAGAAGAAAGAAACAGAAUUCUGGAAAAGCAGAAUGUAGAACUAAAGGAAGAGAUCUGUAAUCUGAAGAAAGAGACUGAAUAUCUCAAUAAUAAGCUCACAUGUAGCUCAAUGGUUGAAGAUCAGAAUGCUACACUGAGAAAGGAAGUGGAAAACUUGAGACAUGAGAACAAAGUCUUAACGUCAUCAACUCAAAAUCUUGUUGCCCGACUUGAAAGUAUUGUCUUUGAAGAGCACGGGUCGGGGAUUGAAGAUCAUAGUAUUGAGUAG
Fraxinus pennsylvanica is the source of this 1464-nucleotide messenger RNA. NCBI's taxonomy places the organism in Eukaryota, Viridiplantae, Streptophyta, Magnoliopsida, Lamiales, Oleaceae. The record is from the annotation of a GenBank genome assembly.